Messenger RNA from Trichosporon asahii var. asahii CBS 2479, 642 nucleotides. RefSeq lists its product as uncharacterized. The transcript has a single exon. Lineage: Eukaryota; Fungi; Basidiomycota; Tremellomycetes; Trichosporonales; Trichosporonaceae. The record is from RefSeq and is a predicted model, not a curated record. Bases 1 to 642 code for a protein of 213 amino acids.
AUGCGUUCCCACAUUGCGCUGGUCGCUCUCCUUCCCCUCCUCGCUUCGACCUACGCUGCGCCGGCCGGCCCAGUGCGCCGCGACGAGUCCGUGCCCGGUGACCCACUGCCCAAGGCCGUCUCGGGUUCCGAUACCCCCCAGCCCCUCGAGAGUCCCGGCGACCCUCAAGACUCCACGGAUCUCCAUCAACUCUUGUCAUCCGACGACGACUUCUACAAGGCUCGCUUGAAGAAACGCGCGUACGAAGGCUCUGUCUCUCCAAGGCCGUACUUCGACAGGCUGACGGCUGCUGCACCCAACUACGCGACUUCCGCCAAAUACUACGACACUUCCGCCGAACACGCCGGCACCCCAACUCCAGAUCUCAAAGCACGCUUCUCUUACAUUGGGUCCUACGAUGGCGGGUCCUAUGCUGGAGGUACUCCCAACCCUGGCGAGCCCACCCGCGCCACCGGUUCCGCCGAUGGCUAUGGGUACGCUGCUGGUGGUUCAGCCUACGCCACCGGCUCGAUCGGGCCGCGUGCCCUCUCGUCCGGCGGCUACUCCGCUUCUGCUGGUGCCUCUGCCUCCGACGAAUACGCUCCUUCCGGAUCCUACUCUGCAACUGGCGCCUCUGCCCAAACUGGCGCCUCUGCUUCAUAA